ACAAAACAUCCAGCUAUUGUGUCUAGAGAACACCUUAAUUUUCUUUGGGGGACAGCCAUUCACUCUUUAGGUUGCUCUCGAAACCACCAUAUCUCCGGCCAUCAUGGUCGUCGUCGACGUGCACACUCAUGUGUACCCUCCCACUUUUGUAGAGCUCCUCCGCAGUCGCUCCUCCGUUCCUUACAUCCGCACCUUUCCAGAGACAGGAGAUGUUGCUCGAAUGGUCAUCUUGCCAGGCGAGGAUGAUCCCAAUACCCCAUCAACGGCUCGAGGCCGGCCAGUAGGUCCUGAGUACUGGGACAUCGCGCAUAAGAUUGCUUUCAUGGACACUCACAAGAUCGACGUGUCGGUUAUAUCGCUAGCCAACCCUUGGCUAGACUUUCUACCAUCAGAUGAGGCGGGAGAUGCAGCGCAGAAAAUCAACGAUGACGUGAACGAUCAGUGCUCGAAAUACCCGGGUCGGUUAUUCGCGUUCGGAACCUUACCUCUUUCCGCGCCAAUAGACGUAAUCGUGAAGGAGAUUGAAAGGUUAUCAAAGAUGAAGUACAUGCGAGGAAUCAUAAUGGGAACGUCAGGACUGGGCCAGGGACUGGACGAUCUCAAACUUGACCCCAUUUACGCCGCUCUGGAAAAGCAUAGUUCACUCAUCUUUUUACACCCACAUUAUGGACUCCCACAAUCGGUGUAUGGACCUCGUACCAACGAGUAUGGCCAUGUGUUACCAUUGGCAAUGGGUUUUCCUUUAGAAACAACUAUUGCGGUGACGAGAAUGUUGUUAAGUGGGGUAUGGGACCGAUUUCAGAACUUGAAUGUGCUCAUUGCCCACUCUGGUGGUACACUGCCUUUUUUGGCCGGACGGAUAGAGAGCUGUAUCAGCCAUGAUGCACAUAUGAAGAAGGAGGGCAAGUUGGAAGGAAGAAGGCCUAUCUGGGACAUCUUCAAGAAGAAUAUCUACCUGGAUGCUGUCAUUUACUCUGAAGUCGGGUUGAAGGCUGCUGUCGAAGCGUCUGGUGCUGAUCGUCUCCUUUUCGGAACGGAUCAUCCAUUCUUUCCACCUCUUGAAGAAGAGGCAACACAGUGGGAGAGUGUCAGUACCAAUUACUCAGCUAUCAAAACGGCUUUCGCUCAAGACGAUAAGGCGGCGAAGGAUGUAUUGGGUGGGAAUGCCGUAAGGAUUCUGCGACUCCACGAAUAGGGAACCGAUUACGCGAGUUCAAUUUUCCGCUUUCAAUCGUUCGGAUUCGGACCUACUUGCGUAAGGUUGAGUCUUUCUCGAGAGGAGCUCAAAAGAUCUCAACAAGGAUGCCAUAUGGCUUAAAUAGCUGCUUCAUAUUAACAAUAACCUAGCUGUCCGAUGAAGCAUGUCGAGAUCAGUCGCAAGCCACUAAACCCCUUUCACUGUGCUGCACCUAAAACACGCAAAUAUUCAAAUCAUC
This is a messenger RNA of Mytilinidion resinicola, 1436 nucleotides long. RefSeq names its product uracil-5-carboxylate decarboxylase. Gene Ontology annotation, molecular function: carboxy-lyase activity; hydrolase activity. The record is from RefSeq and is a predicted model, not a curated record. Lineage: Eukaryota; Fungi; Ascomycota; Dothideomycetes; Mytilinidiales; Mytilinidiaceae. Bases 104 to 1195 code for a protein of 363 amino acids. The transcript has 2 exons. Gene Ontology annotation, biological process: secondary metabolic process. Gene Ontology annotation, cellular component: cytoplasm; cytosol.